AUGACGCUCUAUCACUUUGGUAACUGUGCGGCACUGGUGUAUGUGCCAUACUACUUCACCUACAAAUACUCCGGACUCUCCGAAUAUGGCGCCUUUUGGAAAUGUGUUCAGGCAGGUGGAAUAUAUGUGUUCACACAGCUUUGCAAAAUGCUUGUAUUGGCAACAUUCUUUCCCGACACGGACACCUUCAGCGAAGGCGCACCGUUUAAUUUCAUUGCUGAAUUCCUGCGCUGCAGCGUCGAUCUGGUCGACUUCCUGGGUCUCGCGUUCGUGCUGUCGAGAAUUCCGGGCAAGGGACACAGUAAACUGAUAACUGCCGGUUUGGGAUGGGCCACCGCAGAAGUAAUUCUAUCGCGCGGCCUUAUGCUGUGGGUUGGCGCUAGGGGUGCGGAGUUUUCCUGGAUCUACACACAGAAGUGUCUGGAAUCGAAUGUGCUGCUUGUGCAGCAUCUGUCGACCGCUACACUGCUGUGGCUGUUUUCUCGCCAUGAUUUGGAUAAAAAAUUCGCUCCCAUAGUCGUGCUGCUGCUGGUGGCUACAUCGUACCGGGGUGUAUGGUUGGAGGGCACCCUGCACGCCAUGUCCGCCGGUCCGUGGCUUAGCUUGGCUCUGAAGGCCCUCAUUACCAGCUGCAUGGGUGUUGGUACGCUGCACAUCUACUCGGGACUGGCGCAACAGAUCGGGUUAUAA
Messenger RNA from Anopheles marshallii, 690 nucleotides. Its product is annotated as transmembrane protein 147. The record is from RefSeq and is a predicted model, not a curated record. The coding region runs from base 1 to 690 and encodes 229 amino acids. The transcript has 3 exons. Lineage: Eukaryota; Metazoa; Arthropoda; Insecta; Diptera; Culicidae.